AUGGCCAAUGUAGCAGAGCAGGACCCGUCAGGUCCCAGUGCCCCUCUCCUUGCUUCAUCGCCAGACCAUGACACCGAACAAGAAACCCUUGCCCCCGAGCUCCAGUACUCAGGAGGAUGGUUUAUUUGGGCGUUGACCUUCUCCGCGGGAAUAAGUGGUCUACUUUUUGGCUACGACACCGGUGUCAUCUCGUCGACUUUGGUGACCGUCGGAUCAGAUUUAUCCCACCGAACAUUGACUACACUUGACAAAAGCCUCAUUACGUCUUGCACCAGUUUGUUUGCGUUGAUCGCAAGCCCUUUCACCGGCGUACUGGCGGACAAGCUCGGUCGACGGAAGGUCAUACUCGGUGCAGAUGCGUUGUUCGCAAUAGGAGCAUUAGUGCAGGCCUUUACCAGUCAGGUCUGGGGUAUGAUACUGGGACGCAGCAUUGUGGGUCUUGCAGUUGGAAGUGCGAGUGCUGUCACUCCACUCUACAUAUCCGAGCUAGCACCCUCCCACGCAAGAGGAAGACUGGUGACUAUCCUCAGUCUGUUCAUAACCGGCGGCCAGGUCGUGGCAUACAUAGUUGGGUGGCUGUUUUCUCUCACGCCCGGAGGAUGGCGAUGGAUCGUGGGCAUCGGAGCAUUCCCAGCCUUCUUCCAGCUUGCGAUUCUUGCAUUCCUACCCGAGACCCCUAGGUGGCUGGUCCAGGCUGGGUAUAACGCACGAGCAAAGAAAGUCUUGACUAAAAUUUACCAAGACUGUCCAGGAUGUGACCGAGUGGUGGACCGCUUGGUCCAUGACAUCAGCAAGGAGAUUGAGCAAGAGACCUCGGAGCUGGGACAGCCCAAGCCUCGGGGUUCAACACCUCUGUGGAUCCAUGAUGCAUUUGAACGAGGCCAGCAGUUGUUCCACGGGGGCAACCGGAGAGCGUUGAUCAUUGCGAUGAUGUUACAGGCUGUGCAGCAACUCUGCGGAUUCAACAGUCUCAUGUACUUCUCCGCAACCAUUUUCGCCUCCCUCUCCUUCUCCUCUCCGACGCUGACCUCGCUCUCGGUGGCAAUGACGAACUUCCUCUUCACACUCCUUGCGUUUGUACUGAUUGACAAGAUUGGACGCCGACGGAUUCUUCUCUACUCGAUACCAGUGAUGGUCAUUGCUCUGAUACUCUGCGCACUUUCAUUCUCAUCUCUGGACGGUGCGUGGAAUACACAAGCCCCAGCCAGUGGUGACACCCAAGAUAGCCCCAGCUCCCUUGUGCCUCUGGCCAUUCUUUUCUGUCUGACAACUUAUACGGCGGCGUACGCUCUCGGACUCGGCAAUGUGCCCUGGCAGCAGUCCGAACUAUUAUUCCCCCUGAAUGUGCGGUCCCUGGGAUCUGCCCUGGCAACAGCCACUAAUUGGGGAUCGAAUUUCGUGAUUGGUCUCACGUUUUUGCCCAUGAUGGAAUUCUUCUCUCCGCCAUGGACCUUUGCGCUUUAUGCCGUUGUGUGUGUGGUGGGCUGGUUUGCUGUCUGGAAGAUAUACCCCGAGAUGAGUGGACUUGGCCUGGAAGAAGUCAAGGGCCUAUUGGCAGGCGGUUGGGGAGUAGAGGAAAGUUUACAACGACGGCGGCUAUCUCGACAUAUAUAG
This is a messenger RNA of Penicillium brevicompactum, 1614 nucleotides long. RefSeq names its product putative MFS myo-inositol transporter. The record is from RefSeq and is a predicted model, not a curated record. Gene Ontology annotation, cellular component: membrane. The transcript has 3 exons. Gene Ontology annotation, biological process: transmembrane transport. Gene Ontology annotation, molecular function: myo-inositol:proton symporter activity. Bases 1 to 1614 code for a protein of 537 amino acids. Lineage: Eukaryota; Fungi; Ascomycota; Eurotiomycetes; Eurotiales; Aspergillaceae.